AUGGGCAAUGGACAAAGUGUCUCUAUCCGCGACUGUCUCGAUGCUUGGACGAAGCCGUUCAACCUCGAGUUCCCAGUGAUUCCAGCUGCCGUGAUUCGCCCUCAGAAUGUCAUCGAAGUUUCCGAGACCGUCAAGUGUGCAAAACAAAGUGGUCUCAAAGUGCAGGCAAAGUCUGGAGGCCACUCCUACGGCAACUAUGGCCUUGGCGGUGACAAUGGCGCCGUGUCGAUCGACCUUGUCAACCUCAAGGACUUUGAGAUGGACAACAAAACUUGGCUGGCAUCGUUUGGAGCAGGCACCAACCUUGGCGAGCUAGACAAGAAUCUUCAUACAUUCGGAGGACGAGCCAUUGCCCAUGGUACUUGUCCAAGUGUUGGCACCGGCGGCCACUUGACAGUAGGCGGCCUUGGACCGAUAUCUCGAAUGUGGGGAAGUGCUCUCGAUCACGUUGUCGAGAUGGAGGUCGUGGCAGCCGACGGCACGAUUUACCUUGCCAGUCAAGACGAAACACCCGAUCUUUUCUGGGUAAUGCGCGGCGCUGGAGCAAGUUUCGGUAUCGUGACCAGAUUCGUGGUCAAGACUCGCCCGGAACCCGGCAAUGUUGUUCAAUACAGUUACAGCCUUACUCUCAACUCGCAGAACGAAACGGCCAACUUAUACAAGGAAUGGCAGGCGUUAGUUGGAGAUCCAACUAUGGACCGACGCUUCGCAAGUCUCUUCAUCGUUCAACCUCUGGGAGUCCUCAUUACAGGAACAUUCUUUGGUUCAGAGGCCGAGUACCAGGCGUCGGGAAUCCCUGCUCGUCUUCCUGGUGCCAGCAAGGGUGCAGUGUGGCUUACAAACUGGAUGGGUCAUUUGCUUCAUGAGGCUGAAGCCGCUGGCUGCACGUUGGCCAGCAUUCCAACUGCGUUCUACUCAAAGUCCUUGUCGCUCAAUGAACAAGAUCUUCUGAAUGACACAGCAAUCACGGACUUGUUUCAAUACCUUGAGGAUUCUCGCAGCAAAUCGACACCAUUUACAGUCAUCUUCAAUACCGAAGGCGGCGCCAUGAUGGAUACACCUGUCAAUGCAACAGCAUACCCACACCGGGAAAGUGUCAUCACGUAUCAAUCCUACGGCGUCGGAGUGGGUAAAGUAUCCGCAGCGACUCGGAAGCUCUUGGACGGGAUUCACGAGCGGAUCCAACGGUCGGCUCCGGGUGCACGCUCCACUUAUGCCGGGUACAUCGAUGCAUGGCUUGACCGAAAGGCGGCGCAGAAGCUCUACUGGGCGGACAAUCUCCCUCGGCUUCAGCAGAUAAAGAAGAAGUGGGAUCCGGAGCAGGUUUUCAGAAAUCCGCAGAGCGUUGAGCCGGCUGAAUAG
This is a messenger RNA of Fusarium verticillioides 7600, 1362 nucleotides long. RefSeq lists its product as hypothetical. Gene Ontology annotation, molecular function: oxidoreductase activity; FAD binding. The transcript is spliced from 4 exons. The coding region runs from base 1 to 1362 and encodes 453 amino acids. The record is from RefSeq and is a predicted model, not a curated record. Lineage: Eukaryota; Fungi; Ascomycota; Sordariomycetes; Hypocreales; Nectriaceae.